Molecule: messenger RNA, 1791 nt
Organism: Neltuma alba
Lineage: Eukaryota; Viridiplantae; Streptophyta; Magnoliopsida; Fabales; Fabaceae
Product: gallate 1-beta-glucosyltransferase
Exons: 2
Coding region: 47-1537 (496 amino acids)
Molecular function (GO): quercetin 3-O-glucosyltransferase activity; quercetin 7-O-glucosyltransferase activity
Source: RefSeq, a predicted model, not a curated record
UUCAGUAUUUCUUUCUGUAGUCGAUUCUAAAGAGAAGGGGGAAAAAAUGGUGUCUGAAUCUGAAACAGCUCCUAUACACGCCCUUUUGGUCUCAUUUCCAGGCCAAGGCCACAUCAACCCUCUUCUCCGGCUCGGAAAACGCUUAGCCUCAAAAGGUUUAUUCGUCACUUUCACUACCCCUGAGAACGCCGGCAAGGACCUCCGGAACGCAAACCACAUCGUCUCCGACAAACCCAUCCCUGUCGGCGAUGGCUUCCUCCGGUUCGAGUUCUUCGAAGAUGGCUGGAAAGAAGACGACUCCAGAAGGAAAAAUCUCAGCGAGUACUUAGCUCAGCUCGAACUCGUCGGAAAACAGGUCAUAUCGCAGAUGAUUCACAAGUAUAAUGAUUCUCAUCAGCCUGUUUCUUGCGUUAUAAAUAACGCUUUUGUUCCUUGGGUCUGUGAUGUUGCUUCUGAACUUAACUUGCCUUGUGCUGUUCUUUGGGUUCAAUCUUGCGCUGUUUUCUCUGCUUACUACCAUUUCUUUCACAAACUCGUACCUUUCCCUUCAGAUUCAGAUCCUCACAUCGAUGUUCACUUGCCUUCUUUACCUGUUCUUAAACACGACGAAAUCCCCAGCUUUCUGCAUUCUCAUAGCCCCUAUCGUUUCAUUGGGGAACUCAUAUUAGAACAGAUCAAGAAGUUAACUUCGCCAUUUUGUGUUUUGAUGGACACUUUUGAGGAGUUAGAGAAAGAUUAUAUAAAGUAUAUGUCAAAGUUCUGUGUUAUAAGAUCAGUUGGUCCUCUGUUCAAGAACCCCGCGAAACCAGAAGAUUCAGGGAGAUCAGAAAGUGAUGAGAUUCGUGGGGAUUUGUGUGUGAAAGCCGAUGAUUGCAUAGAGUGGCUAAACUCGAAGCCUUCGGGGUCGGUGGUUUAUAUUUCAUUUGGAAGCGUAGUGUUUUUGCCUCAAGAACAAGUGGACGAGAUUGCUUAUGCGCUUUUGGAUUCUGCUGUCUCGUUUCUGUGGGUUCUAAAGCCGCCGCACAGGAGUCUGGGCCUUCCAUCUCAAGUUCUGCCCGGCGGGUUCCUGGAGAAAACCAUGGGAAGAGGCAAGGUGGUUCAGUGGAGCCCACAAGAGGAAGUUCUAGCUCAUCCCUCAGUUUCUUGUUUCGUGACUCACUGUGGUUGGAACUCGUCCUUGGAAACUCUCACUUGUGGGGUCCCCGUUCUAGCUUUUCCGGCGUGGGGCGAUCAAAUCACGAACGCCAAGUUCUUAGUUGAUGUGUUCGGCGUUGGAAUCAGAUUAGGAAGGGGACAAGAUCAGAACAAAGUUAUCACCAGAGAUGAAGUGACCAGGUGCUUAGAAGAUGCUACAGUGGGGCCUAAGGCUCAAGAGUUGAAGAAUAAUUCACUGCGGUGGAAGGCCGCCGCAGAGGCCGCCAUCGCCGACGGCGGCUCCUCCAUCCGGAAUCUCGAAGCUUUUGUGGAAGAUGUGAAGAGGAUGGCUUGUCGUGUCGGUGUCAGAACGAUCGAAGAUCACUCGUUAGGAACUUCCUAGUUGAUAACAACGUUGGUUGAAGGACCACAUACGGGUGAUUCAUGCAUGCCUCUUAGCUGUCUUUUUUUUUGUAUUUUUAGUAAGCAUCUCUUUACUGUUUAUUCUAGAACAUGGCGCUUCAUUUGAAUCUAUGAGAUCAAAUAAAUGAAACAAGUUAAUAGCUCCUGUUUUGUAUGGAAUAAAGCUAGCUAGUGCGAUUGGAGCGUUAAAAGACAGUUUUUGAGGGAGUUUUGUAUGGGCUUUUGUGGUGUGAA